Penaeus vannamei (Pacific white shrimp) is the source of this 893-nucleotide messenger RNA. The record is from RefSeq and is a predicted model, not a curated record. NCBI's taxonomy places the organism in Eukaryota, Metazoa, Arthropoda, Malacostraca, Decapoda, Penaeidae.
UAAACGGACAGUUUGUGUUUUGGCUUGGUAGAGGACGAACGUGUGCCGGCACAAUGGCGAGCGAAGGUUGUCAAAUCUUCAACCCAGCCGAAAAGGUGGCUAAGAUAUCCCACUGCUCUUCAAUGGAGCAGUACAAACAGAUGUAUGAGAAGUCUAUUAAAGAACCGGAAGCAUUUUGGGGAGAGAUUGCCAAGGAUUUUUAUUUUGAGGAAGCUGUGACAGGCAAGUUCGUUGACUACAAUUUUGACACAACGAACGGGAAAAUUUUCAUUCGGUGGUUAGCAGGCGCCAAGACCAACAUCUGUUACAACUGCUUAGACCGACAUGUGGCAGCAGGCAAAGGAGAUCAAGUGGCAUUUUACUGGGUAGGCAAUGACCCUGCCGAUGCCGAGGAAGUGACCUACGCUGACCUGCUGAAGGAAGUAUGUCGCCUGGCCAACUACCUGAAGUCCAAGGGUGUGGCCAAGGGCGACAAGGUGGCCAUCUACAUGCCCAUGAUCAAGGAACUGGUGGUGGCCAUGCUUGCUGUGGCCCGCAUAGGCGCGGUCCCAUUCCAUUGUGACCUUGUUCCGAUGCCCCUUGGAGUGACCUCGUGUGUCUCGCCCAGUGUCAUCUCCUCGAGGCACUCACAGUAUAAAGAAUCGAAAACGGCCGAAGUUCGCACCCUCUUUCUCACCCGAAGCGCGGAAUGGCGGCUCAAAAAAGGGAGCGAGGGCUUGGAGCUCGAUAUGAAGCGCGGCAGGAAUUUGGAGGGGAUCGCCGGUGAUCAGGUCCCGGAUGUGGAUGGCUUGGGGAACGGUGUAGAGCUCUCUUGUGAUGCCCAGGAUGAUGCAUAUGGUGUCCCUGGAGUCCUUGUGAUGUCCAUUUCUUUGCCAAGAGCUUUGACAACGUAG